Molecule: messenger RNA, 786 nt
Organism: Vombatus ursinus (common wombat)
Lineage: Eukaryota; Metazoa; Chordata; Mammalia; Diprotodontia; Vombatidae
Gene: PLPP4
Product: phospholipid phosphatase 4
Exons: 6
Coding region: 1-786 (261 amino acids)
Biological process (GO): phospholipid metabolic process
Molecular function (GO): phosphatidate phosphatase activity
Source: RefSeq, a predicted model, not a curated record
AUGACUCUUUCUUUGUUUUCUUCCAGAUUUACAGAGUUUUUGGACCCAUUCCAGAGAGUUAUCCAGCCAGAAGAGAUCUGGCUCUAUAAAAAUCCAUUGGUACAAUCAGACAAUAUACCAACACGCCUCAUGUUUGCAAUCUCUUUUCUCACACCCCUGGCAGUCAUUUUUGUGGUGAAAAUCAUCCGGCGAACUGACAAGACUGAAAUUAAAGAGGCCUUUUUAGCGGUUUCCUUGGCUCUAGCUCUGAAUGGAGUCUGCACAAAUACUAUUAAAUUAAUAGUUGGAAGACCUCGUCCCGAUUUCUUUUACCGCUGCUUUCCAGAUGGAGUAAUGAACUCUGAAAUGCACUGCACAGGUGACCCUGAUCUGGUGUCUGAGGGCCGAAAGAGCUUUCCCAGCAUCCACUCUUCCUUUGCAUUUUCAGGCCUGGGCUUUACAACCUUCUACUUAGCUGGGAAGUUGCACUGUUUCACAGAGAAUGGGCGUGGCAAAAGCUGGCGACUCUGUGCAGCGAUCCUGCCUUUGUACUGUGCCAUGAUGAUCGCCCUAUCGCGCAUGUGUGAUUACAAGCAUCACUGGCAAGAUUCCUUCGUGGGUGGAGUAAUUGGCCUCAUUUUUGCUUAUGUUUGCUACAGACAGCACUAUCCUCCUUUGGGUAACACAGCUUGUCAUAAACCUUACGUCAGUCUUCGAAUUCCGAGCUCCCUGAAGAAAGAGGAGAGACCUACUGCAGAAAAUGCUUCUGGGAUGCCACUUGAGGGGAUAACAGAAGGACCAGUAUGA